Messenger RNA from Cryptomeria japonica (Japanese cedar), 5608 nucleotides. RefSeq names its product putative ABC transporter C family member 15. The transcript has 10 exons. The record is from RefSeq and is a predicted model, not a curated record. Gene Ontology annotation, cellular component: plant-type vacuole; vacuolar membrane. Gene Ontology annotation, molecular function: ATP binding; ATP hydrolysis activity; ABC-type transporter activity. NCBI's taxonomy places the organism in Eukaryota, Viridiplantae, Streptophyta, Pinopsida, Cupressales, Cupressaceae. Bases 683 to 5107 code for a protein of 1474 amino acids. Gene Ontology annotation, biological process: transmembrane transport.
UAUUGUUCUUAUAAAAUCCUUUAUUUGGUAUUAGAGUAUAGGUGAGUAGAGCUAGGCCAAACUAGGAGCCAUCAGCACCUAUUGUGUGGCUCAAGGGAGGUUUUGAAAAUGAGUCAUAUUUGAACCAAAGAUGGACUGGCCACCAAGAGGGCCGAUAGCUCUGUCAAAGCACCCCAGUAGCAAAUGGGAGGUCUUAGAUUCAAUUUUUAGCUGGUCCAUAAAAAAUUUAACACAAACCCACACAUUUUUAAGUUUCUCUCGAAUCAAUUUUAAACUAUUGUAUUGUGUCUUUUCCCUUUUAUCCAACUAUAGAUUUAACUAUGCUUUCCAUAGUAGUGAUUACAAUUGCAUAAGAUACAAAGAUAGCAUUCAUAGUGAAUACAUGCAAUAUGAUUAUAAGUUACAAGCAAAUUGCAUAGAUUGCUUGAACUUAAAAAUUAUUACUCCCACCGCAUACCCAGUCUGUUAAUUCGUACCAUGUAAAUUUGAUGUAUUUCUUUCUUGUGCUCUCUUUCAUCCGUUAUAACUAAGUUAUUUAGUGUCUUUUUAUUGCUAUGAUGAGAGAAGUUGAUCAGCUUGAAGUUUGAAGGUGUUUUGGUAUUUUCUCUUCUAUUCGCUUGGCGUAUUGGGGAGGAGGUCCAAGGAAAAUACAUUUGUUUGCCAGAAACUCUGGUACCAAACAAUGCCAAACCACAGUAUUUCAGCAGAUAUCAGUGACACACUUCAAUUGCAUGGAAUAUCCAAGUUAACAAUCCUUGAGGAUUUUCUGCAACGGCAGAAGACUAGUCCCUUCUUUGGAUUUUGUACAGAAGAGACAAUUGCUAUUGUCCUCCAUCUUAGCUUCCUUUGUAUCUUCCUCAUCAAGUUUGUCUGGGGAAGAGUCGUCCAAUGUUUUGUCAAUGGCUCUACAGGUUCAGAGCAGAGAGGGUCUUCCAAUGGACCAAAGAAGGAUAUGCCUACCAACGCUUCAUGUUCAACUAUAAAUUUUGGUUUUACCUACAAGGUUACUCUCGGCUGUUGCACUUGUCUAUUGGCAUGCUAUUCUCUAAGCACGUUAUGGGUUCUUUAUGGCAAUCAAACAAAAUGUGCCUGGCAUGCUACUGUUCUUGUGUCAGAUGUUGUACAAACAUUGGCAUGGUCCAUCAUGUUUGUAAGCAUAUUCACUUUCAGAAGGACAAUUUGUAGAAGAAUCCCAAUUUUUUUGCGGAUAUGGCUAAUAUGCUCUUGCAUUGAAUCAAUCUUCACACUUGUACUUGAUAUUUAUUCAGCCUUUAGGAGUUGGAUGGUAUAUAAUGAUCUGUACAUGGAUUUUUUUACUUCACUCUUAAGCAUAUUUCUUUUAUGCAUUGCCAUCGGAGGAAACACAGGAAUGUAUACCUCCACAAGGGCGAUUGAAGAACCGCUUUUGGAUUCCAAUCUGGUUGAACAUGCAGCUGCAAAAAAGGAAUCAGCAUAUGCCAAAGCCAGUUUAUUUGAGCUUGUCACAUUUUCUUGGCUCAAUCCCCUGCUUGCUAUUGGUAUUAAGAAACCUCUAGAAUUUGAUGACAUACCCAAUAUUGCAAAAGAGGAUUCUACUCAUGACGUUUACUGUUUUUUUAGUGAAAAAAUAAAUAUGUUAAAGCAAAAAGACCCUUCAAAAACACCAUCCAUGACAAAAGUUGUUUUCUUGUUUAUGUGGAAAAAAGUAGCUCUAAAUGCAAUAUUUGCAGUGGUAUAUGCAUGUGUGUCUUUUGUUGGCCCAUACUUGAUUGAUGAUUUUGUAAGUUAUUUGACUAAGAAGCCACGUGCUACACAUGAAGGCUACAUCUUAGCCUGUACAUUCUUUUUUGCCAAGGUCAUAGAGACUGCAUCACAAAGACGAUGGAUAUUUGGAUCAAGGCAACUUGGGAUGCGCUUGCGAGCAGCCCUCACAGCACACAUUUAUAGGAAAGGUAUGCAUCUAUCAAUUCAAGCCCGACAAAGUCACACAAGUGGGGAAUUAAUCAACUAUAUGAGUGUAGAUGUGCAGCGUAUUGGAGACUUCACAUGGUACCUAAAUACAAUAUGGAUGCUGCCAAUACAGAUUCUACUUGCAAUAUGUAUUCUUUAUAAAAAUGUAGGCUUGGCAUCACUUGUCGGAUUUGCAGCCACUCUUGCUGUGAUGGUGGGAAACAUUCCAAUUACAAGAAUACAGAGGUAUUUUCAGUCAAGGAUCAUGGAAUCCAAAGAUGAAAGAAUGAAAUCUACAUCAGAAAUAUUAAGAAACAUAAAAAUACUGAAAUUGCAAGCUUGGGAUAUGAAAUAUGCACAAAAAUUAGAAGCCUUGAGAAAACUUGAGUAUAAUUGGCUUAAAAAGUCAGUUGAAAUAGGAGCUGCUUCAACAUUCCUUUUCUCGUCUGCCCCUGCAUUUAUAUCAGCAACCACUUUUAUUGCGGCAUACUUCAUGGGAAUCCCUUUGACAAGUGGCAGAGUUCUGUCAGCAUUGGCAACAUUUAGAAUACUUCAAGAGCCUAUUUAUACUCUUCCAGACCUCUUUUCAGUACUUGCACAAGCUAAAGUGUCACUAGACCGCGUGACUUCCUAUCUUCAAGAACAAGAAUUACAAGCAGAUGCAGUUGAAAUUAUUCCUAUGGAUUUAACUGAGUUAGCAAUUGAGAUUGAAGGCGGAGAUUUCAGCUGGGAUCCUUUUUCAGGUGAGCAGACACUUAAAGAGAUACAUUUGCAGGUGAAGAGAGGAAUGAGAGUGGCAGUCUGUGGAACUGUUGGGUCAGGUAAAUCUAGCCUUUUAUCAUGCAUACUAGGGGAAAUCCCUAAAACAUCUGGUAUUGUCAAGGUCAGUGGUAGCAAAGCUUAUGUUCCUCAAUCCCCAUGGAUUCAGUCGGGAAAUAUUAGAGAAAACAUCUUAUUUGGAAGCAGCUUUGAAAAUGAUAAAUAUGACAGGAUUGUUAAAGCAUGUGCUUUAAAUAAAGAUUUAGAGCUCUUCCCCCAUGGAGACCAAACGGAGAUUGGAGAAAGAGGAAUCAAUAUGAGCGGUGGGCAAAAGCAAAGGAUACAAAUUGCACGUGCAUUCUACCAGAACGCUGAUAUUUAUCUUAUGGAUGACCCUUUUAGUGCUGUUGAUGCACAUACAGGAACUCAUCUGUUUGAGGAGUGCCUUACAGGAUUUUUGUGUGGAAAGACUUUAAUCUAUGUCACCCAUCAAGUUGAUUUUCUGGCCUCUGCAGACCUCAUCCUUGUGAUGCAAAAUGGUAAGAUUACACAAGCAGGAAAGUAUGACGAGCUUCUGCAAGAAGGUAAAGGUUUUGAAGCCUUGGUUGGUGCCCAUAAUCAAGCUUUGGAGGCUAUAGUUGCAGUUGAUAAUUUAUCAUCCAAAGGGAUACUUCAGAAAGGCAAUGUGAAUUACACAGAACUCUCCAAUGAGGAUUCCGUUCAAUCAAAUAUUCAAAUGAGAGACCUCAAAAUUCUCAACAGUGAAAAACAAAUGUGUAAAGAAGUACAACAGGAAACUAAUGCGUAUCAGAAAUGUAACUACUCACAGAUUACACAAGAUGAGGAGAGAGAAACAGGUCGUGUCAGCAAAAAGGUUUACUGGUCUUAUUUAACAGCAGUAUAUGGUGGUGGCUUGGUUCCAAUCAUAUUGAUAUCACAGAUUAUAUAUCAGGGGUUUUAUGUUGGAAGUGGUUACUGGAUGGCAUGGGCUUCUCCUCUUACACUAGACAUGGCACCAAUAAUCAGUACAGGAUUCCUCAUUCUAGUAUAUGUUGCAAUAUCAAUAGGAGGUUCUAUAUUUUUGUUGAUACGGACAUUUCUGCUUGUAAUAGUGGGCCUUUUGACAUCUCAAAAACUCUUUUUGGGUAUGCUUUAUAGUAUUUUUCGUGCUCCCAUGUUCUUCUUUGAUAGGACACCAGCUGGUCGGAUCUUGAAUAGGGCAUCAACUGAUCAAUCUGUAGUAGAUUUAGAAAUUGCUGCUAGAUUGGGUUGGUUUUCCUUUGCAGUAAUUCAUUUAUUAGGGACUGUGACAGUUAUGUCAGGGGUAGCAUGGCAGAUAUUUAUUAUAUUUAUACCUGUGACUGCAAUCUUCAUAUGGUUUCAGCAAUACUACAUCCCAACUGCUCGAGAAUUAUCGAGAUUGGUGGGCAUAAGGAGAGCCCCUGUCAUCCAUCAUUUUGCUGAAUCACUUUCAGGAGCUGCCACAGUGAGAGCUUUUAAUCAUGAAUUGCGAUUCAUAGAAAGAAAUUUAUCUCUUGUUGAUGAUCAUUCAAGGAUGUGGUUUCAUACCAUAUCUUCUACAGAGUGGCUUGCCUUCAGAUUGAAUUUUCUAUCAAAUUUGGUAUUUGUCUUCUCAUUAGCCGUGGUCGUGAGCUUACCUGAAGACCUGAUUGAUCCAAGCAUUGCUGGGCUAGCUGUAACAUAUGCUCUAGGUCUCAAUUCGCAACAAGCAGCAAUAAUCUGGAAUCUAUCAAGUGCCGAGAAUAAAAUGAUUUCAGUAGAAAGGAUAUUACAAUAUUCACAGAUUCCAUGUGAAGCACCGUUGGUGAUUGAAGAAUCCAGACCUGCUCUCGAGUGGCCAUCCAAUGGAAUUAUCUUCCUUGAAAACUUGCAGGUGACAAAACCUUUGGUAAGGGUUCUUCAUAUGGUGGAUGGAGAGGGCAUGCCAAUGGGUUUCAUUUAUGAGGCCAUGGAUAGGGCCAAAGAGGCUAUUUCACAUUACUAUCGUGGAAAUACAAGAAAAUGUGAAAUCCUUUGGCGCAUCAUUGAUCGUAGGUGGACAAACCAACUCCACCAACCGAUACAUGCCUCCGCCUACUUUUUGAACCCGAAAUUCUACUUCUCUGAUUCAUUUAGGGCUGAUGAGGAGGUCAUGGCAGGUGUUAUUACAUGCAUUGAUAACAUGACACCUGAUCCUGAGUUGAAAGACAAGGUUCUUGAUGAGUUAGAGAUCUACAAAAAUGCAGAGGGGAGACUCUUCUCAUCACAACUAGCAAUUGAUAGGAGAGGAAAACAACAACCAGAUUUAUGGUGGGAGAAUUAUGGUGCUGGCACGCCUAAUCUUCAAAAGAUAGCUAUCUGUGUUUUGUCUCAGCCAUGCAAUGCUUUUGGGUGUGAACGAAAUUGGAGUGUAUUUUAGAGCAUUCACACAAAGAAGAGAAAUAGAUUGUCACAAAAGCAGCUCAAUGAUCUAGUAUUUCGCCUUCGAGUUAGACAGGUGGAGGGUGUUUCACAUGAGGCCAUUGACUUGGAUGAAAUUGAUCCAUAUGGUGAUUGGACCAUGAAUGAACAAAAUGAUGGUGACGACAUCCUCCUUACCAAAGAAGAAAUUGCAGAAAUAGAGAGAGGAGCAGCACAAGAUGCAGAAGGAGCAAGAUUGGAUGAAAUGGAGGAUGAAGAUGAGGACUUUGACUUUGAAGAAGAAUCAUCUCACCAUUUAGAUACCACAACACCCACUACUACUACUUCUAGCUCAAGGCCUGAAAAAUUGAGCUAUAGUAGGAAAAAUACAAAGAGGAAGAUGUAGUCUUCUCUUUGGUUUGUUCAUUCACAUUGUUGUUUUUCACAUUUGGAGUUGGACUUGGACAUAUCAUUAUAUGUAAUUUUGUGAACAUUUAUAUACUUAUGCUGCCAUUAUACA